GUAAUUCCCGGGAAACCCCACGAGACAUGGUGGGCGCGAGAUAGAAACUGUAGCGCGAGACCUGCAUGUUGCUACAACAAUAUCAUUUUUGUUUGCAGAAAACCAAAAAUAUAUAGACCCAUAUAUCGCAGAAGCGAACGACUACCGUAAUAGUUGUUUUGACUCUGGACUUCUAUGAACUGAGCUGACGCGGUAGACGCGUAGCCUACGCUAUAUUCUGGAUUUUGUCGGGUACCUCGGGACUGCGGCGGUGAAAUGUCCUGGUGGCCUCGCGGGGAGGAUGGUGAGGAGACACUCUAUCCAGACACCGACUCUGAUGUGGCGGAACAGCGCGAGAGCGGGAAGGUCAGUGUCAAGUGGAUGCGGGAGGAGGAUGAGAACCUGAAGACUUUGGUUCAGAAUCUGGGGCAGAGUGACUGGAAGGCCAUCGCCAGCUUCUUCCCGGGUCGCACAGAGUACCAGUGCCAGUACCGUUGGGCCAGAUUCCUGAACCCAGAUCUGGUCAAGGGGCCCUGGACCAAGGAGGAGGAUGAGAAGGUGAUCGAGCUGGUGAGCGUGUACGGCACCAAGCAGUGGAGCAUGGUGGCCCGGCACCUGAAGGGCCGCCAGGGCAAGCAGUGCCGCGAGCGCUGGCACAACCACCUCAACCCCGACGUGAAGAAGUCCUCCUGGACCGCCGAGGAGGACCUCAUCAUCUACAAGGCCCACUGCGUCCUGGGAAACCGCUGGGCCGAGAUCGCCAAGCUGCUGCCCGGCAGAACGGACAACUCUGUGAAGAACCACUGGAACUCCACCAUUAAGCGCAGGGUGGAGCUGGGCUGCUACGCUAAAGACGAAAACGUGCCUUUGGCUGUGGCGUCACUGCUGGAGCAGGGCGAAGUCACCACCUACCACGACACUGACACACAGGUAGAAUUCCAGUGUGAUGUUGUCUUGGACACGGACCCAGAACCAGAUUUUAUCGAGCAGACGAGACACACGAGGGAUUCAAUGGGACAGAAGGCAAGGCCCAAGUUGAAAAAGAAUCAGUUUUCCUCUAAACUGAAGGCCGUUGUCUUGCCGUCGCCUCCUGUGGUCAAAGAGGCUAGCAGCCCACCUGCUAGCAGCAGCACUCCCACCUCCACCUGCAGUUCUGCUCCAGGCUCCGCCUCCAGCUCCCAGCAGGCUCGGCAGAAGAGCGUCACGGAGGCCAUGUUGAGGAUGCUUGCGGAGGACAUGCUGCCGCUCAGCUUCGUGGAAGGGUCGGGGUUCCGGAGCUUCAUGUCGGUGGCGGUGCCGUGGUACCCCAGGCUGUCCCAGCGCACCGUGGGGCUGAAGCUGUACGACGAGGUGGAGAAGGUGGUGAAGCCCCACCUGAUCCGAGAGCUGAAGCUCUGCAUGGCUGUGGGCGGAGGGGACGCCGUGGUUCACGUCAUCCUGGACCUGUGGGCCAGCCAGUACGCUGAGCCCGUCAUCGCCGUGCAGCUGCACUUCAUCGACCAGCACUGGAACAUCCACCGCCCCACGGUGGCCUUCCGCCACCUGAGCCGCAAGAACGUCCCGGCGGCAGUGGCCCGGGAGCUGGAGGCGGUGCUGCUGAGCUACGGCCUCUUCCCCCACAACAUCGGCUACAUCGUCACCAACGAGGCCAAGAACACCAUCGCCACCAACGACCUCUUCUGCAACUACAAGAUCAUGUGCUCCCCUCAGAAGAACGACCCGGACGAGGAAGAGCUGCUGGGUUUCCUCGGCGACUGCCUCCCCGCUGAAGACUUUUCGGAGAUCCAGUUUGGCACGCGGGUCAGCUGCAUCACCCACCUCCUGCAGCAGGUCAUCAAGGAGGCGCUGAGGAACUCGCGCGUGGUGGAGAACCUGCUGUCGCAGGUGCAGAACGUGGUGGCCUUCUUUCGGCGCAGUGCGUACUGGAACGAGGUCCUGGGGAAGGAGUGUGGCCUGUCCCUGGCCUCGCCCCACAGCACCAGCAACUUCCGCUGGAACUCCACCUUUGUCUCGGUGCGCAGGAUGGUGCAGGAGUCGGUUUGGGGCUCGGUGAUGACUCUGCUGGCCCAGGCGCGCAUCGAGGCUAAGGACUCGUCCAGCUCACCCCCCAUGGUGCGGGCCAAGCGGGAGCAGGUGGUGGACAUCAUCGGCCUGCUGGAGCCCUUUGAGGAGGCCAUCCAGGUGCUGCAGGGUGAGGGCGUCACUUUCUCGCUCGUCAUCCCCUCGCUCAUUGGCCUGGACAAAACGCUGGAGACCAGGUCCACCAAUUACACGCACUUCUGCAAAGGUCUGCGGACUGGCCUGCACGCCCACUUCCAGCCCUUCAUCCUACAAAGGGACCUGAUCCUGGCCACCACUCUGGAUCCCCGCUUCAAGCUCCAGCCCUUCCAGGAUGCCAAGCAGGAGAUGGACUGCGCCACCCUGGCUGCCCCUUCCAAAUUCCAGGCCCGGACGGUGGUAGAGUCGGCCAUGAGCGACUUGGAUCACUGGAACGCCACGGAUGAGGUCUGCGUCAAGCAGGAAGACCUGGAGCACUCCCAAGAUGACCCCGAUCCAGCCCCCAGCUCCCACUCCGCCAGCGGCAACAUCAAGCGCAAGAAGAUCUUCAGCUUCUUCCAGCCAGCGGCUAAGAGCUUGAAGCUGUCCGAGCUGGACCUGUACCUGGCCGAGCCGCUGCUGGACGGCGACAGCUCCACCCAGGCCUUCUGGAGAGAGGCCUUCCGCUUCCCGCAGCUCCAGAGCCUGUCCCGAAAGCUGCUGGUGGUUCCCGCCACCUCCGGGGGCUUCGACCGCCUCUUCCCCCUGGCCAGCUGCAUCGUUCGGGCCCGGAGGAGCAAACUGCCCCCCCACACCACCGAGCGGCUCCUGCUCUACAGAGAGUCCCUCAAGCUCAAGGCAGGGAAGUAGCACAGCCUUGGCUUUCCCUCCGUACGCAGUGCACGCUGCCAUCUCUCCUUAAUGACAGUCCCUUCCCAAACUUCCUGUUGACUUCAGAAUCAUACCGUUUGCCCCAUUUCGGUUUAAAAGUGACUCCAACCUCUGACUUGCAAGGUGCCCUUAAGGACAGCAGUGUGAGGGGUGUUGUGUUGUGACAGAGUCCCUACGUAAAGCAGAUUUACCUCACGGGGAAUUUAAAGGGCAACCGUCUCGCAUUCCUUAUUUUUCCAUGAGGCUUGGCUGGCCGAUAGUCCUAAAAUGGCACCUUCUUGAAUUCACUUGGAUCUGUUUACAAAGAUGCGGUGGGGAAAAAACAAAUGUUUUGUGUUUUGUAUUAUUAUUUUUUUGAUAAUCAGCUGUUGUAAAAAAAGAAAAGAAAAAAAUGCUGAAUUUGUCAGGGCUGAUGGUGUUUAUUUUUCACUGUUUAUAUUCAUGUUUUGUGGCUCAUCUACUUUAACGCUGAAGGACCUUGAUUAUACCUUAAUAUAUUCUAUUAAAAUACAUUGGGCGGAUAUUGCAAAACUUCAUGGACAAAUACAGAAAUAAUUUCAACUUUCAGUAUGUUUUAAAGAACUCUUUACUCUGAAGUACUCAAUGCCCAUAUAUUUACAACACUGUAUUGCAGUAUAUUACAUUUUCUGGAUGUGGUUUUUACAGAAGUGAAUCUUCAUAUGGAUACCAGUUCAGUUUUUUAUUUCUCUGUCCUUUUCCGUGCUCUAAUCAUGCUGUAAUAGAAAACAGAAGGCAGUAAGGCUUGGAAGUGUCACUGUAUAGGCUUGUAUCGUGCUGUCAUCUAAUAAGUCUACCUCACUUUA
Anguilla rostrata (American eel) is the source of this 3731-nucleotide messenger RNA. RefSeq names its product v-myb avian myeloblastosis viral oncogene homolog-like 2a (gene mybl2a). Gene Ontology annotation, molecular function: protein dimerization activity; RNA polymerase II cis-regulatory region sequence-specific DNA binding; DNA-binding transcription factor activity, RNA polymerase II-specific. Gene Ontology annotation, cellular component: nucleus. The record is from RefSeq and is a predicted model, not a curated record. The transcript is spliced from 8 exons. Gene Ontology annotation, biological process: regulation of transcription by RNA polymerase II. The coding region runs from base 256 to 2886 and encodes 876 amino acids. Lineage: Eukaryota; Metazoa; Chordata; Actinopteri; Anguilliformes; Anguillidae.